Messenger RNA from Paracoccidioides lutzii Pb01, 2772 nucleotides. RefSeq names its product chloride channel protein. The record is from RefSeq and is a predicted model, not a curated record. Gene Ontology annotation, biological process: chloride transport; intracellular copper ion homeostasis; intracellular iron ion homeostasis. Gene Ontology annotation, molecular function: voltage-gated chloride channel activity. Gene Ontology annotation, cellular component: endoplasmic reticulum; early endosome; Golgi apparatus. The coding region runs from base 1 to 2772 and encodes 923 amino acids. The transcript is spliced from 7 exons.
AUGAACCCCCCGGGCUCCUACUCCUCCGCCCACCCCCAACGGCCCCGCAGCCUCUCCGCUCGCUCCCGCUAUCCCCCAACCAACAAUGCCCGCGUACACACCUCCUCCACCGAAGCGGCACGGGAACGCCGCCCCACCAUCACCGCCUCCAGGCGCCCAUCCAUAAGAGACGAAAUAAACGAGAUAAAGCGAUACGAAGACUUCACAACCAUCGACUGGGUGCAGGAUGCCGUACACGAGCAGGCACGCAGGCGGGCGAAGCGCAGGGACGGCUUGCAGUUCUGGGACCAGGAGGGCACGCUGGGCUGGCGGAGGAAGGUUAGUGAGUCGUACGAUGCGGGACAGGCAUGGUUGGUUGUUACCAUUGUCGGCGCAGCGAUUGGGUUGAAUGCGGGCUUUUUGAGUAUUGUUACGGAGUGGUUGGCGGAUAUUAAGUUGGGGCAUUGCGAGACGGGGUUUUAUUUGAAUGAGUCUUUUUGUUGUUGGGGGGCUGAUGAUGGGUGUCCCGAGUGGCGACCGUGGACCUCAUUUGCUCCGUUGAAUUACAUCGCGUACUUCAUAUUUGCUGUCCUUUUCGCAUUCUCUUCCGCGGUGCUUGUCAACUCUUUCGCACCAUAUGCUGCCGGGUCCGGCAUAUCAGAGAUCAAAGUUAUCAUUGCUGGCUUCAUUAUGAAGGGUUUUCUCGGCUCCAGGACUUUGAUAAUCAAAUCUUUAACUCUACCGCUUGCUAUAGCAUCGGGGCUUUCAGUUGGAAAGGAAGGCCCCAGCGUCCAUUUUGCGGUGUGCACGGGAAAUGUGAUUUCCAGAUGGUUCAGCAAAUACACGCGAAAUGCAGCAAAGACACGAGAGAUUCUGACUGCCACAGCUGGUGCUGGAGUAGCGGUUGCCUUUGGUAGUCCCAUUGGAGGUGUUUUGUUUUCUUUAGAGGAAAUGGCUUCCUAUUUCCCAUUGAAAACUCUUUGGAGGAGUUACUUUUGCGCUCUAGUAGCCACUGGAGUCCUUGCCGCUAUGAAUCCCUUUCGAACAGGCCAGCUGGUUAUGUUUCAAGUGAAAUACGACCGAACCUGGCAUUCCUUUGAGUUAAUUUUCUUUGUUUUACUGGGCAUCUUUGGUGGGUUAUACGGGGCUUUCGUCAUUAAAUGGAACUUGAGAGCGCAGGCGUUCCGGAAAAAAUAUCUUUCACAACAUCCGAUUAUCGAGGCUACGGUGCUGGCGGGGCUCACUGCACUGAUAUGCUACCCCAAUAUGUUUCUAAGGAUCAACAUGACCGAGAUGAUGGAGAUAUUGUUUAGAGAGUGCGAAGGAGCUCAUGAUUAUAAUGGGAUUUGCGAUACUAAAAAUCGCUGGUCAAUGGUUCUAUCUCUUGCUAUUGCGACGACACUUCGAGCACUUUUGUGCAUCAUCUCAUAUGGCUGCAAAGUGCCGGCUGGAAUUUUCGUCCCAUCAAUGGCUAUAGGAGCUUCAUUUGGUCGGAUGGUUGGCAUUCUCGUCCAGGCUUUAUAUGAAAGGUUCCCCGACUCGAAAUUUUUUGCUUCUUGCGAACCCGAUGUGCCGUGUAUCACACCAGGGACCUACGCUUUUCUUGGAGCCGGGGCUGCGUUGAGUGGGAUCAUGCAUCUGACAAUCUCAAUUACUAUAAUUAUGUUCGAACUCACGGGCGCGCUAACGUAUAUUCUUCCAACGAUGAUCGUGGUUGGUGUAACCAAGGCAGUCAGCGAUAGCUUUGGCAGGGGGGGCAUUGCAGACCGCAUGAUCUGGUUCAAUGGCUUCCCUUUUCUUGACAGCAAAGAAGAUCACAUCUUCAACGUCCCCGUCUCCCACGCCAUGACCAGCAAGCCGGCCGUACUCACUGCCACCGACUUCCCAGUAUUCGAGGCCGAAAAGCUUCUCCGCCAACACAAAUACCAAGGCUUCCCAAUCGUAGAAGACCUCACCAACAAUGUCGUCAUAGGAUACAUCGGCAGGACAGAACUCCAAUACGCAAUUAACCGUGCAAAGCGCGAGGGCCUCCUUUCCCCCAACGCCAAAUGCCGUUUCACCACCGCCCCCUCCGCCACAUCUCACCGCCACCGUACCACCCCAUCCACCAACUCCCUCACCCUUGAAAUAUCAACAGCCCGCCAAGGCUUUGGAUCAAGCUCAUCGUCCUCAUCCCGAUCCGACGAACGAAACAACACCAAUAUAGAUACAAACGCCGACCACCGACCACCCUCCCGCACCUUCGACGACAUCGCCACAUCAACCGGCAUCCGCUCCAUAGACUUCAGCCAAUAUGUCGACCUCGCCCCGCUAACCGUGCAUCCGCGCCUGCCGCUUGAAACAGUCAUGGAGGUAUUCAAGAAAAUGGGUCCGCGGGUGAUUCUCGUGGAGCAUCGGGGGCGUCUUUCCGGGCUUGUUACGGUCAAGGAUUGUUUGAAGUAUCAGUUUAAGGUUGAGGGGAGGGAUGGAGGCGGGAUUGGUGUUGGUGCUAGUGCCAAUGGUGGGCUUGGCGAGGGGAUUAUUGAGCAGAAGGCUUGGGAGUUCAUUCAGUGGGUAACGAGGAAGGUAAUGUUUUGGAAGACGGUUGCGGGAGAGGGAGGGGCACAGGGGCGGUUGAGGUUCAGUUCUCGAGAUGGGGAUGGGGAUUUGGGUGGUGGCCAGAGGCAAGGGCAGAGACAGGGUGGAAGGGAGCCGUUACGGUCGAGGAAUUCGUCGGACAUAAUAGAUGGGACGGAGGAGUUGGAUGGAUUUAUGGAGUUGGAGAAUAGAAGGGAGGGGAGGGAACUGCUGUAG